AUGCACGUGAAUAAUACAAACAAGAGGUUGAUUCUCAUCCUCUCUCUCUCUAAAAAUGUCCCGAUUGUUGCAAAAACCCUAAUUCCCCACGGGAGAUUCUUCCUCCCUCGCUUCAAGGAGCCGGCGGCGACAAGCCUCGCCUGUUACAGCCGCCGUCCCUAUUCCUCAAAGCCGCAUGGCAUCGAGAUCGACCUCGAUUCCUCCUCCUCAUCAGCGACUUGUAAGGCCGAAGCGGAAGCCGCGGUUCUCAAGAAGCUGAACGAGUUUGUUCGGAGGAUCGUCGUACAGAACUCGACUCCCGAUUGGCUCCCUUUCAACCCGGGCUCCUCCUUCUGGGUCCCGCCGCAUCAGAACACGGCGGUGAAGAUCGCGAAUUUGGUGGAUAAGGUGACGAAUCCGUUGAGGGAGGAGGAGUAUCGCUCUUUGUUGUCUCCUUGUGGUGGGCCUUGCUCCUCUUUCUUCAUUCCUCAAGAAGAUACAGAAGAGGUAGAAGGUAGCAUGGAGUUGAACAUUCCGGGGAAUGAGAUGCUGGAAGUCAAGCUAGCGCAUUUUCCUGAUCCGUUUUACUCAAUUAAACAUGGAGACGAUGAAGAGUGA
Messenger RNA from Eruca vesicaria subsp. sativa (arugula), 597 nucleotides. Lineage: Eukaryota; Viridiplantae; Streptophyta; Magnoliopsida; Brassicales; Brassicaceae. The record is from the annotation of a GenBank genome assembly.